GAUAUUUUUAUAAACAUAAUUAAACUCCAUUAUUAUUACAGUAGCGUAUAAUAUACAGUACUAAAUACAUAAUUGAUCAAGAAUAUGAUAAAAUUAAUACAUGACCUUUAAAUAAUAUUGAUAUUUCUAUGUAAUUAUAAGUAUUUUAUGUAACUCUAACUAAUUUAUAGAUUUAAUUGUAAAAUAUAGAUAUGAAUCAACAAAUUUAUUAUUAAAAAUAAAUUUUUAAAUAUUAAUAUUAACAUAAUAUAAUAAUGUCCGACUCGAGCGAUGAUGAUGAGUCACCAGGCUACGAUAUUGAUCCUGAACAAAGGGACGAGGCGAUUUUAUGCCUCGUUAAGUUACAUAGCAUUUUAGCAAUUGGUAGAGAGCAACAUGAUAUCAAGUUGGCACAAGAAAGGAGCUUGUUGGAUCAAAGUUAUGAUGACUCAGGGAUUGCCACCGGGGACAAUUCAAUAUUUCAAGUUUAA
Oppiella nova is the source of this 470-nucleotide messenger RNA. Lineage: Eukaryota; Metazoa; Arthropoda; Arachnida; Sarcoptiformes; Oppiidae. The record is from the annotation of a GenBank genome assembly.